Andrographis paniculata is the source of this 2865-nucleotide messenger RNA. RefSeq names its product disease resistance protein RPM1-like. The record is from RefSeq and is a predicted model, not a curated record. Gene Ontology annotation, molecular function: ADP binding. Bases 1 to 2739 code for a protein of 912 amino acids. Lineage: Eukaryota; Viridiplantae; Streptophyta; Magnoliopsida; Lamiales; Acanthaceae. Gene Ontology annotation, biological process: defense response to other organism. The transcript is spliced from 2 exons.
AUGGCAGAACUUGCUAUCAGCUCGACGCAGCUUCUGCUGCAGAUCGUCAUCCCUCUCCUGCAAGAGUUCGACAUCGGGAAGAAAGUGAAGCCCGACGUGGACAUCGUGCAAAGCUGGCUCACCACAACAAAGGCAUUCAUUGAAGACAACGAUGGCCGCGAAGGCGGCAAGACACUGGAAGAGUACAUGAAGGAAGUUCGAGAAAUUGCAUACGACAUGGAAGACAUUCUCGAGGAGAUUCUCCACCACGCGCCGCCCGAUUUGCUCCACCGCCAUGGAUUCGCUCACAGCAACCUUCACAAUCGCUUCACUCAGAAGGUUUACCGCAUCGCCCACAACGUGAAGCACAACUUUCCCCUUUACGGAAUUUCCGACAAGAUUGCAGGCGUCAAGAGCCGCAUAGAUGUCCUAAGAGAAAAGCGCGAAACAUACGGCGUCGGCGACAAGUUCCUCGUCGCAGGAUCGACUUCUUGCGCCAAAAUUCCGUACCACACCACAAGUCCUCUCAUCCUCGAUAAAGAAAAAGAAAUGGUUGGGUACAACGAACAGGAAGCAAACUUCAUUAAAAUGUUGAAAGACGACGAUCCUAAAGUUUCGAGGAUCGCCGUGGUCGGUCCAUGUGGCUCGGGGAAGACGAGGUUCGUGAAGAAUGCAUAUUGGAAGAAGGAAAUCCGGGACAGAUUCGAUUGCCAUGCUUAUGUUCACGUCGGGCGACGCCAUGAAACAGGGGAGAUUUUUAAGAAUCUGCUGAAGGAGUUUAACUUAUGGAAUGAAAACUCGUACUUGAGCGAUCAAAGCCACUCGAGGAAGAUGGCGAAGCUGCAAAAAUUCCUCCAUGGAAAGAGGUACAUCGUUGUUCUUGACGAUCUAUGGAGAGAAAUAGAUCAUAACUACGUCGAGAAAGCAGUUCCUGGGAGCAAAGUCAUCGUGACAACAAGAUCCUCAAACGUUGCAUCCUCCAUUGCAUCAUCUACGAAGCAUAUAUUUAAACUACAAGGACUAAAGUGGAGCGACGGAUGGAGGCUCUUCUGCAGAAAGGCUUUCCCGGACCUCGGAGGCGAAUGUCCUGUCGAUUUGAAGGUUUUUGCGACAAGAAUUGCCAUGCAAUGCGAGGGGCUGCCUUUUGCGCUGGCAAAAGUCGGUAGCUCGCUAUCGAAGCAACGAGCGCUUGGCGAAUGGGAGAAAUUCAACAAAAAUCUCGGAUGCGACAGAGGAUGGAAGAAUUUGUCGAAGUUAAAAACUAUCUACAACUCUCUCUUGCCUGGCUACAUGGAUCUCUCCAGUGAUCUCAAGUGCUGUUUCUUGUACUUCAGCAUCUUCCCGGAGGACUAUUCUAUCGAGCGCGCACACCUGGCUCGCCUUUGGGUUGCCGAAGGCUUUGCAAGGGCUACGUCUUACGAAACAGCCGAGGAGGUUGCCGAUGGCUAUCUCAAUGAGCUUAUUCAAAGAAACUUGAUUCAUGUUUCUGAAUGGGAUUUGUGUGGAAAAGCCAAAAGAUGCCGAGUGGACAACCUAGUCUUUAAGUUCAUCAUCCAGAAAUGCGAGGAAGAAAACUUCGUUUCGAUUUUCAGUAAAGAGAAUUCGAGCCAGAGUUGGAAGAUUCGACGCCUCUCAGUCCACCAUGAUCACACCAGUUUUCCUUCGAACAUAAAUUUCGAUUACGUCCGAUCCAUCUUUUUGAUGAGAUUGCUCGGAGCAUCAGCUUCUGAUUUCAACGAUUAUCUAAGCAGCAUGGAGUUGCUAAGAGUGUUUGAUUUCCAAUCUGCACCUCUCACAGAGUUCCCCAAGGGGUUCUAUGAUCUCACCAUUGUUAAGUAUCUCUGCUUCAGAGGAACCAAAAUCAAGAAAAUCCCGAGUUGGAUAAAGAGGCUUUUGCACCUUGAAACAUUGGAUCUUAAGGAAACUGAUGUUGUGGAGCUUCCCAAAGAGAUUUCUGAUUUGUACAAUUUAUGCCAUCUCUUUGUUUACAAAAACUCCGGAUCUGGCGAUGUCUUCUCCGGCGCAAAGCAGGGCGUUAAGAUGCCUGGAGGAAUCGAUAGUCUAACAAAACUACAGGAUUUGUCACUGGUUAAAGUAGACAAACAAGGUGCAAUCCUCGAGAACUUGAAUAAAUUGUCCCAAAUGAGGAAGCUUGGAGUGACUGAGCUUAAAGAAGACCAUGGCCAAGCUCUUUGCGACGCUAUCGAACAAAUGCAGCAUCUUGUAUCGUUGAAUGUCUGCGUAGCCAGUAAAGAAGAGUAUCUUGAACUGGGGAAGGAGAUCGAUGCCCCUGCGACGCUCCAACGACUCUACUUGAAAGGCCUAUUGAGGGACCUCCCGCCAUGGAUGUCGAAGCUUCAUAAUCUGCUCAAAAUUCGUCUCAUGUGGUCGAAACUAAAAGAAAGUCCGUUUACGACUCUUGGCGCUCUUCCGAACCUGCUGGAGCUUCAUCUGGUCGACUGUUACAUCGGCGAGGAGUUGGUGUUUGAGGAAAUGUUGUUCGAGAAGCUGAAGAAGUUAGUAAUUGAAGAUUUCGAAAAUGUCGAUGUAAUUUUAAUAGAGCAUGGGGCAAUGCCUGAUCUGCAGAAGCUAUCUCUCUGCAAGUGUCCUCGGUUGAAGAUGCAUCCUCUGGGAAUCGACAAACUUGGCAAUUUGCAGGAGCUUAAUUUACAGGACAUGGAUGAGGAGAUGGUGAGUCAGCUCAGGGAGAAUGGAGAGUAUCAUCAUGCUGUUAAACAUAUAGGAAAGAUUAACUGUUAAAAAAAAAACUUUCUUUCCAUUUCCAUCAUGCCUUGUCCAAUUAUUGACUUUCUUUCAGCUAUGAAUAAGUGUAAAUACACAAAAUAAUUUCGAAUUCUGAGAAAAUGUUAGAGAAAUGCAAAUCAA